Oldenlandia corymbosa var. corymbosa is the source of this 2597-nucleotide messenger RNA. Lineage: Eukaryota; Viridiplantae; Streptophyta; Magnoliopsida; Gentianales; Rubiaceae. The record is from the annotation of a GenBank genome assembly.
GUAUUCUAUGGGGACUAUAGUGAUAAUUAAAUUUUUUAGAUAAUUAGAAUUCUCUACCAACAAAAAUAUCUAUCUCAAGAAAACCAUUUUCCCCACCUUUCUCUCUAACAAAAAAACAUCACCAACCAAAAACUCUCCUUCUUCCUUCUGAUUAGGGUUUAUCGUUACUCUGUUUUUCUACUGUUUUUUUUUUUCUCUUUCAUCAGGAAUUCUGUUAUGGAUGAUGAUCAAACCUUGAGUCGAAUAAAAGUACAACCCUGAAAAAGUUUUUUUUUUUUUUUAAAGACAUAAGGAAUCGGAAAAGAUGGAAGAAAACCAUCAUCAAGAACAGCAGCAUCAGCAGCCGAAGUUCAACAACGGCGUCGCCGGUUCAUUUAACUACCACCAUUACUUCCAGCAGCCGCCGCCGUUUCCCUUCCAGCAGGGUUUUCCUCCUGUAGCCACCACGCCGCCGGGUUUCUCCCAGUUCGCUCAUAACAACAGCAACAACCAGUUUCCUCCUUUCCACCCGCUUCAGCCGCCGCCGCCGCAGCAAAGGCGGCCGAUUCAUCAAGAUCAGGAAAGCGUGAGUUGUAGCACCACCAGCGCGUUUAUCCCGCCUUCGCCGGCGGUCCUGUCGUUCCCGCGGGAUUCCGACGGAAAAAAUGGAGGUUUUUGUUCCGGUGGCGGCGGCGGAGGAGGAAGAGGAGAUGGGUUGCUUCGUGGAGGUCUAGCUUUGGAUACUCGGAGGGAAGCGGGGAACAGCCAUUAUGGUGGUUGGGAAAAUCUAGAAGAUUCUCCUGCCAUUACAAUCAGACAACCUUUACGGGAGCCAAUUUCAGAUACCAUUGGAAAUGAAAAAGGGGCUAAUGACAUGAAGGAUAAAGAAAUGGAGCAGCAACCUUCUGAUCAGUUGAAUGGGAACAAAUUCUUUGGUGAGCUUCAAGAAUUAUGCAGAACUGCAACUGCUGUUGCUGCUUCUGCCAAUAAGGUUAGUACUAAUAGGGAUGAUGGUGGAUUAGUUGAAGCUUUUGCUGCUGCAGCUAAAACUACUACUACAGCUGCACCGAAUUUGCCUCCUACAAAAACAAAUGAGGAUACCAAUGGUGGUGGUGAUGAGUUGCCUUCGCGAACGGUUGAUGCCGCUGAUGAUGAGAAGAUUAGGGAUGAUGAGAUGAAUUCGAUGGCUGUUUUUUUCGAAGGGUUAGUUUAUCGACUCAUGGAGCACCAAGAAAACAUCCACAAGAAAUUCAUGGCGGCCAUUGACAAGUUAGAUCAAGAAAGAAAAGAAAGGGAGCGAGUUUGGAGGCAGAAAGAGCUGGAAAGGCUGGAGCAAGAAGCUGCAUUGAGGGCUAAUGAGAGGGCCUUAGCUUCACAAAGGGAGGCUUCUAUUGUUUCCUAUCUGGAGAAAAUCACUGGCCAAAGCAUUGAGCUUCCUUCCAGCUUGAUUGAACCCGAGGAAACAAGAACAAGAUCGGGAAUGGGAAUGAGAGUUUCGUCAGUAAAUGAGCUCAGCUCAAGAGGGAGCAGAGGAGGUGGUGAUGAUUUGGGGAGUUUAAGGUUGAUGAAAAACAGAUGGCCUCCAGUUGAAGUAGAUGCCUUGAUUCAAUUAAGGAUGAGCUUAGAGAAGAAGUUUCAAGGGCCAGGUUACAAAGGGCCACUUUGGGAGGAGAUAAGCAAAAUGAUGGGCUCAAUGGGAUACCACAGAACUGCCAAGAGGUGUAAAGAAAAGUGGGAAAACAUCAACAAGUACUUCAAGAAAUACAAGGAAAACCACAGCUCCUCCUCCUCCAAUCCCAAGUUUAGGAAGAAGAUGAACAAGACUUGUAGGUAUUUUGAUCAGCUGGACCAGCUGUAUUCUAAAUCCUCGGGUUUACUCAUAUAUGGUGGCUCAAACUCUUGCAGCUCUUCAUCAGAGCAUCAUCAACAACGACAAGGAAAUAUUAAUCCCUUUAGUAGUAGUAAUGGAAAUGGGGUCCUUGUGAAGCAAAAUGAAGCCUUUGUUUCCCCUGGAGACCGGAUGAAAGCAGGUGGUCCCACCAUUGAAGAGGUGAAGCAAGGAAGCAUUAUUCAGAGAAUCGAUGAGGGUCAGCAUCCAAUGAAUUAUAGUGUGGAGGAAAUGGAAGAAGAUGAAGAAGUAGAAGAGAGGCAUGGUAAUGGUAAUGGGAAUGAUGCUCUGCUUGAUUGAUUGAUUUGGUUGAUGUUCUAUGUGAUUAAUGACAUUCAGAAUCUAGUAGGACGAGAAUUAGGGAGAUUUUGUUGGUUCGUUUUUUUGGGGGAGGAUUUUGAGAAUUUAGGGACGCCUUUUUCCUUUUUGACUAAUAAGUUAGCUAGUAUUUUAUAUUCGCUUCGUUAUUACACCUUUUUGUUAUAUUCCUUCUUUGGGAUUUUGGAAUGAACAGCUUCAUUUAUGGAUCAACGUUCCCUUAAAAAUUAUGGGAAAGAACCAUUAUAGUUUAUGCGUAAGGGAUCAUCACUCGUUUGCAAACUCGCAAUUGCGUUUGCUUAUGUGAGUGUACGAACCAGUGACCCCAAAACUGAAAAUUCUGAAUCAGAGCAAAAAGACUUGAGUGCAUGGGAGCCAAAAGUUGUAGAACACACAUCCUAUUUUAGGCUUG